Messenger RNA from Arachis ipaensis, 1849 nucleotides. The record is from RefSeq and is a predicted model, not a curated record. Lineage: Eukaryota; Viridiplantae; Streptophyta; Magnoliopsida; Fabales; Fabaceae.
AUAGAACGAAGAAAACAGAGAAAAUAGAUAAGAAACACAAAAAGUCUUUCAGCCAAAUCGUUGGGUUAAAAAAAAUUGAAGCAGAGAGUAAGGCCUUUGUGUUUGUUGUGCAUUGGCAAUGGGUAGCGAAGAAGAGAAGGUUCUAGAGAAACAACUUGAGCAUCAAUUGCAAGAGCAAAGGGGUUCAUGGGGAGCUUGUUCAGGCAAUUAAGGAUGCAGAGGAAGGACUUCUUCACCUAAAACGGGCAAGAUUAUUACAGGAAGCAGAUUUGGUGUUGCACAGCACUAAUCUUUUUGCUGAAGAAGAGAAAGUAGAGGCUCUUGACCCCACAGAUGAACCAGAGCCACUGGAGGAAAGUUGUUAUUCUGUUGGAUCUAAAUGCAGAUUCCGUCACAAAGAUGGGAGAUGGUACAAUGGUCAAGUGGUACAGUUGGAUAAGUCAGCAGCGAAACUUUCAUUCCUUACUCCUACAUCUGAGAACAUGCUGAUCUGCAAGUUCUUUUUACAACAACGAUGUCGAUUUGGUACUAACUGUCGCCUGUCACAUGGAGUUGAUGUUCAAUUGUCCUCACUGAAGAAAUAUGUCCCAACAAUAUGGAAGCCAUCCUUGGUGGGGUCGAGUAUAUGGGCAGUCUCAAAUGCUCAUGCGGGCAUUUGGAAGCGAGCUGAGCUCGAGUCUUGGGACGAGGAUGUCGGAGCUGGACAAGUUGUUUUCCGAGAUGAUGGAAGUUCAGCAAAGCUUGGGGCUGAAGAAAUGGUAUUGUCUGAGUAUGCGGAAGUGAGUGACACAGAGAGUGAUUCCAGCUUAGAAAACUCCGACUCUAGUGACUAUGAGGAAGAGGAAUCACAAGGUUUAGGAUUUCUUGAGAGCACCAACCUACAAAGGGGUGUUCAGACCGAAACUGCUAUAUUUGCCAAGUGGGAGAACCACACUAGAGGCGUAGCAUCGAAAAUGAUGGCUAAUAUGGGUUACCGAGAAGGAAUGGGUUUAGGCAUAACUGGUCAGGGGAUGCUAGAUCCCAUAACAGUGAAAGUCCUACCGGCAAAGCAAUCGUUAGAUCAUGCACUUGAGUCUCAAAAAGGAGAAGAGGAUACAGAGAAACAAAGCAAGAAACGGAGCCGUGGUGGUAAAAGAAAGCGCGAUAAGAAAUUAAUGGAAGCAAUUCGAGCAGCAAAAGAAGACGACGAAUCGAAUGUAGACGUCUUUACACUAAUAAAUAAUCAACUGGCAGUGCACGGCCAAGCUUUAAAUGGUGGAUCAGGGAAAAAGCAGAGCAAAGAUUCCGCAGAAGGUAAAAAGGUGGAUAGGCGAACGUUGAUUGCGUAUGAGGAUGAGGUGAAGGAUUUGAAGUUGAGGGUUGAGAAGCUGGAAGCAAUAGUGAAUAUCAACAGAAAAGAGAAGGCUGUUUAUGAGGCUGCUAUGAGAAAAUUAGCAGAGACACGCAAGGCAUUAGCCGAAGCUGAAGCCACGCAUGCCUCUGCAUCGAAUGCAGUUGUUAGCAAAGAAAAAGAGAAGAGAUGGCUUAAGUUUUAGUUAGGACUUAUGGUUCAGUAGUUUAAGUAGCUGCAUGAUAUAAUAUAAAGCCUUCAAUUCAUUAUAAAGCUAUCACUUCAAGAAGAAAACAAAGGCAAGGAUAUUUCACUAAAUUAAGAUAUUGGUGAAUUGAUAUAGAUGUUGUAUGUACAUGUUAUGUGAUCCUUCUAUUGAACGAUGCAUGCACUUUUUACUGAUGCGGUAGAUUGUGCUGCUCUUUUUGUUAGUUCUCAAUUGCCACGUUUAAGACGAUGGGAGGAUUGGUUAAAACGCACUGGGGACAAGUUUAUUAAACUCUCAUUUUAACUUGUAAA